GGCCAGCCGAGCUUAUUUUUUCCACGACCUGUUAUUCGCUAAUUUCCACUUCGAUUUCUCUCCUCCGUCCACUGACAUUCGCUUUCAUUGUCCUCCAUGCAAGCCAUACGUCUGGCGCGCCCUAGAAUCUCCUUGCGCCGUCUGGCGACUGUCGCUCAGGUGCCCACGUCCGGACCCUCGUCUGUGACCGCGUCUGUUAUUCCUCUCUCCAACGUCGAGGCACAAUGGGAAAAUAUGUCUAAGAGCGAGCAGGCAGUUGUUCACAGGCAGCUCGAGGAGUUACAGAAGAAGGACUGGAAGGCACUCUCGUUGGACGAGAAAAAAGCGGCAUACUAUGUUGCCUUUGGCCCGCAUGGACCCCGAGCUCCUGUCAGCCCACCAGGCCAGGGCUUCAAGGUUUUCCUUUCCACCAUGGGCCUUAUAGGUGUCGCUGGACUGCUCUCCAUGGCUAUCCGUUCACAAUCUCCACCUCCACCGAAAACGCUUACACGCGAAUGGGAGGAAGCAAGCAAUCAACGCGCACUCGAGCAAAAGUCAAACCCUAUCACCGGCAUAUCAUCGGAAGGGUACUCUGGGAAGGGGUACGUGGUGUCGAAAUAAAUGCAUUUUGGAUUUUCUUUUCUGCCGCUUACGCGCGCACACUAUGGUCAUUGUUCUGUGUCUGCUGUGAAGAGAAGAGAAAAGACUUACAUUAUACCGUAGAGUCUACUUUCCUUUUUUUACUUCUGCAAUUGCAAAACUGCAUGUGUCGGAAUCCAUUUUGGUGUGCGAUCGGUGCGGCGAUGCUAUUUAAGUUGUGCAGACAUUUCGAAAGGCACUGCUCGCGGCGCCUAGCAUGACAACCUCAGGCUUAAACAUUGACAUACGUAGAAAUAACCAAAGUUACUAGACCACAAGUGUAACCAAGC
Molecule: messenger RNA, 908 nt
Organism: Suillus bovinus
Lineage: Eukaryota; Fungi; Basidiomycota; Agaricomycetes; Boletales; Suillaceae
Product: COX4, subunit IV of cytochrome c oxidase
Exons: 4
Coding region: 97-600 (167 amino acids)
Biological process (GO): mitochondrial electron transport, cytochrome c to oxygen
Source: RefSeq, a predicted model, not a curated record